AGCUUACAUGUGAGGAGUAGCGCUAUACCACGGUAUAAAUUUCUAUACCUCGGUAUAAAUGUAUACGUCGGUAUAAAUUUUCUACCUCGGUAUACAUUUAUACGUCGGUAUAAAUUUUCUACGUCGGUAUACAUUUAUACGUCGGUAUAAAUUUCUAUACCUCGGUAUUGUUAUACCCUGACUAUGGAGUCGGCAGACGAAGAGUCAAUCCACAGUCAGGAUUCCGAGGAGGAAAACAGCAAUUUAUCAGAUGGAGAGCUCCAAGAGGCCUUAGCAAAAGGGUUGUUGAAACCUGGGAUGAAUGUUUUGGUGGAUAAAACCAAGAAGUCCGUCAACAAUGUGGAGGGAUUGAAACAGUGCCUUGCUGAUUUACACAAAGAUCUCCCCUGGGUGGAGAGGUUAGACGUUACCAACCUGCCAGCUGAAGAUGCUCUUUCUAAAGUUGAAGGGAAAGUACCGGCUACGACAAAUGGAGAACUCGAUGCAGAUGAUGAUUUCCAAAGGGAGAUGUUCUUUUACAGACAAGCUCAAGCUACAGUACUAGAGGCACUGCCGCUCCUAAGUAAGCACGAUAUAGCCACCAAGAGACCUGACGAUUACUUUGCAGAGAUGGCCAAGUCAGAUCAACAGAUGCAGAAGAUCAGGCAAAAGUUGAUCUCAAAGCAGAUGAUUCUGGAGAAGUCAGAAAAGGCCAAGAAACUGCGUGAGCAAAGAAAGUUCGGCAAAAAGGUCCAAAUAGAGGUGAUUCAGAAGAGACAGAAGGAGAAGAAGGCUAUGAUGUCUGCUGUAAAGAAAUAUCAGAAAGGAAUGACAGACAAACUGGAUUUUCUGGAAGGAGACCAGAAAGCGGGUAACGAUUCUUUUGGAGGUUCAAAGAAAGCAUUGAACAAAAAGGGCCCCAGUGCUAAGAGAAAAUUCAAGGACCAAAAGUUUGGCUUUGGAGGCAAAAAGAGCGGAAAGAAAUGGAACACCAAGGAGAGCUAUAACGAUGUUUCCAGUUUCCGUGCCAAACAGGCUAAUGCUAAGGGUGGAAAAGGAGGGAAGAAAGGCAAAGGAGGGAAACAAAAUAAACGUCCGGGCAAGUCUGUACGCAAGAAGAUGAAGGGUCGCUCGUAAAAACGGACACUUCGAUGUAAUUUCUGGACAGGAUUUGCUCACCUAGCAUGUCUUCAUUACACCUAAAAAAAAAAAAAAACUUGUAAGAAACUAUGCUCCCCAACACUUUUUAUUUUGAUAAUAUGAGGAUUAAUACAGAGGACUGACUGUCUUCACACAGAGAGAUAACUUGUCAAGACGAAGAACAAGUGGAUGGCAUAGACAUGCAUCUUUGUUAAAUGACCAUUACUGUCUCCGUAGACUUUUCAUGAGGUGAUUUUAAUUCCACCUCGUGAUUUCUUCCAAGUAUCUAAACCAGCGAGUUUGUCAUACUGUUUUAUCUUUUCUUACUCUGCUCUUUGAUUCAUUGAUCCUCACCUGUGAGGCAUGGCAUUCUGUAUUGUUGAGCCGCGGUCACUUUUGACCUUUCACGUUCAUUAAUAUGAUCAGUAUGUAACAGGUGUGUGUGCUUUGUAUACAUGUGUGUAAUAGUUACCCCUGCAAGUGUUUUUCUUACUUGCAAAGAUGAAAAUACAAAAACAGGCCUCUUCUGUGCUGACACCCAUGUGUUGGUUUGAUAAACAAAUAUACUUGAGCUUCUCUGCUUUUCAUUGUUUAAUUUAAAACUCAGGCAUGUUUUCCAUGGAACGUGACGUCUGUGGUGAUCCGGUGGAAAUUGAAUCCGUUAUCAUGGUGGCUCAAUGGAGUCUAGAGGGAAUGAAAAGGUCAGAAUUUGAGUUUUGACAUCAUGUUAAUAAAUGUUCUGAUUUUAUACAUCUCUUGUUGCCAAACUAAGUGGGUUGUUUUAAAUGUUCCACUAAUACUGGUCAGAAAUCUACUCAAAACUCAGGUUAUCGUUGCUUUUAGCAUGUUUCCAAUAUUUUUAUGCUAGUCUUUUAAAAUAUUUUGGUUUAUUUUCAUGAAAAUAUGUAGCAUAACUAUUAGUCAUUUAUGACAGCUUUACUACAGACAUAAAUGUUCCUGGCCUAUAGUAUCAGUGGUUGGUACUUCA
Molecule: messenger RNA, 2107 nt
Organism: Melanotaenia boesemani (Boeseman's rainbowfish)
Lineage: Eukaryota; Metazoa; Chordata; Actinopteri; Atheriniformes; Melanotaeniidae
Gene: ebna1bp2
Product: EBNA1 binding protein 2
Exons: 10
Coding region: 184-1116 (310 amino acids)
Biological process (GO): ribosomal large subunit biogenesis; rRNA processing
Cellular component (GO): nucleolus; nuclear periphery; preribosome, large subunit precursor
Source: RefSeq, a predicted model, not a curated record